Pteronotus mesoamericanus is the source of this 936-nucleotide messenger RNA. RefSeq names its product olfactory receptor 1361-like. The record is from RefSeq and is a predicted model, not a curated record. Lineage: Eukaryota; Metazoa; Chordata; Mammalia; Chiroptera; Mormoopidae. Gene Ontology annotation, cellular component: plasma membrane. Gene Ontology annotation, biological process: G protein-coupled receptor signaling pathway. Gene Ontology annotation, molecular function: G protein-coupled receptor activity; olfactory receptor activity. The transcript has a single exon. The coding region runs from base 1 to 936 and encodes 311 amino acids.
AUGGACAACCAGACCCAAGUCUCUGCGUUCAUCCUCCUCGGCCUUUCUGAGCAGCCCCUCCAGCAGCAGGCGCUCUUCGGGCUGUCCUGCAGCCUGUAUCUGGUUGGGUGCCUGGGGAACCUGCUCACCAUCCUGGCCAUCCUCUCGGACCCUUGCCUCCACAGCCCCAUGUACUUCUUCCUCAGCAACUUGUCUCUUCUUGACAUUUGCUUUACCUCCACGACCGUUCCUAAGAUGCUGCUGAACCACCUUUGUGGGAACACCACCAUCUCCUCCGUUGCUUGCCUGGUCCAGAUGUAUUUCUUCAUUGCCUUUGGGGGCGCCGACAGCAUCCUUCUCUCGGCCAUGGCUUAUGACCGCUACCUGGCCGUCUGCUACCCGCUGCACUACAUGACAAUCAUGAGCGUCCUUCGGUGUGCCUUGCUUGUGGCGGUACCCUGGGUCUUGGCCAACCUCAUUUCCAUGGUUCACACUAUUCUGAUGACCCGAUUGUCCUUUUGUACUAAUAGGAUCCCACACUUCUUCUGUGACCUGAACACCUUAAUCAAGCUCUCCUGCUCAGACACACAAGUCAACGAGAUGCUGGUGUUGGUGCUUGGGAGCUUGGUCAUUCUAGUCCCUUUUGUGUGCAUCAUGGCCUCUUACACACCCAUCGCUGUGGCCGUGUGGAAGGUGCCCUCUGCCUGGGGGAAGUGGAAAGCGUUCUCCACCUGUGGGUCUCACCUUUGUGUCGUCUGUCUCUUCUACGGGACUAUCAUUGGGGUCUACUUCAAUCCCACAUCCACACACACCACACAGAGGGACAUGGCAGCCACCAUAAUAUACACCAUGGUGACCCCCAUGCUGAACCCCUUCAUCUAUAGCCUGCGGAACCGAGAUCUGAAGAGGGCCCUCGGGAAACUUCUCAGCAAGAAUCACUUUGCUAAGCCUCUUUGA